This is a messenger RNA of Eurypyga helias (sunbittern), 750 nucleotides long. RefSeq names its product protein shisa-1-like. The coding region runs from base 1 to 750 and encodes 249 amino acids. Lineage: Eukaryota; Metazoa; Chordata; Aves; Eurypygiformes; Eurypygidae. The record is from RefSeq and is a predicted model, not a curated record. The transcript has 2 exons.
AUGGCAAGGGGAGUUCUCUGGGCCCUGGUGCUGCUGCUGGCCCCAGCGUGCUGCCCUGGGCAGGCCGGGGAGUACUGCCAUGGCUGGGUGGGCAGCCUGCAGCGCUGGCACCACGGCUUCCAGUGCCCUGAGCGCUACGAUGGCCCCGAAGCCACUCUGUGCUGUGGGACCUGCAGCUUGCGCUACUGCUGCUCGUCCCGAGAGGCCCGUCUGGACCAGGGGAGGUGCCCUGGUGACCAUCAGCAGCCCAGCCCCAGGCCUCCAGCGCCAGUGCCCGUGUACCUGCCGUUCCUUCUUGUCGGAUCUGUAUUUGUGGCGUUUGUUGUUGGCGGUGCCUGUGUUGGAAUUUGCUGCUGCAAAUGCUUAAAAUCCCAGGAGGAGGGGCAGCAAAGUGGACUUGCACCUGGCCAGACUUGGCUUCUAGAACCUGAUCUUCCUUCUCGCCUCUCCAGUUCCAGUUCUGCCACCAGAAGCUCUUUGAGUCCUCAGACCAGCAACGUCUGCAUGACUCUAGCUCCAUCCCUUCCUAUUAUUGGGUUGGCUGACGAUGCUCGGUUCUUAAAUCCUCCACCUACCAGUGGGCAACUCUUGCACCCUUCACAUGCUAACCACAGGAUACCAACCCAUCAUACCGCAAUAAUGGCUCCGGCAUCUUUCCUUAAAAGAACAAUUUAUGGACAGAGUGCUAACGCAACCCCUCUUGGGGUAACCCAGGGUGACCCGAUGAUGUACUCGGGAGUUCGUGUCUGA